CCGUCCCACUCAAGCCGUCCGUCUUCGUAAAUUAUCGUCGCGUAUACUGGACCGUCCUAUCUCAUUUUCCUCUUUCAUAUCUAGAGCUGGCAAGCAGAAUCUCGGUACAAUUCUCCGAUUAAAGCCAGAAAAAUGAGCACGGCACCAUCGUUCACAUUCGUCAAUGUCAGCAAUGCCCCCGGUCUAGGGCCGAAAGAGGCCAAACAGAUGAGAGGCCAUAUUACCAAGACGAAUUUUGCCAAGCGGAGACAGAGAUUAGGCAAGAAGAAGAAAGGAAACUCCGCUCAACCUUCAAAUGCAUCUUCUACCUUGAUCACAUCAGACGAGCGGCAGUUGCGGCAUGCGGUCAAGCCGGGAUCUGACAGUUUGCUCAUACGCAUGGUCGAGCCUCAACACUCUUCCGUCGAAUACUUACUUUGCGAGUACCGUGCGCUAAUCUUCCCAGCAGGCCUCGGCUCUCCCGGAUCAAACCGAGAAGCAGACUGGAUCGCCCUACUGCACUCGGAGCCAGCCCUAGUCGAGGCAUCCAUGGCCAUAGCGAUAAGACAUUCACCCAGGCUCCAGAACAUUCAGUGUAUUCGUGAGGCGUCCGUGCGUAAAGGAAGGGCUAUCAAGCUCAUCAAUCAGCGACUCGACACGCCCUUGGGAUUGACCGACGGCGUGCUCAGUGCUGUCUUCACUUUGACCUUUGCCGAGCUUCUUGAGAGUGACACCAAAGCGAGAGACGUUCACAUCCAAGGUCUGGCCCAAAUGAUCAAAGUUAGACGUUCCUUAGGCAAUACAGCCAUCCCAUCAUGGUUCGGCGAUUUUAUCCUGUACGAUUCAAUUGGUCAUACAAUCUUAUCUGCCAGCUACUCCAAUUUACCUCUCAUCAAUGCAUUGCGAAAUGAAGAUGACCCUAAGCAGAUGGACGUCGCAGCAAUUCGAUCUGAUGCCAACGAGUUGCGUCAAUUAAUCGAUAAUUACCAUACCUCAACUACGCCGAAGCAAGAUACAGCACCUAUCAUUAGGUAUGAGGUUCAGCGUCUACAACUGAAAGUGGACACACUGUUGGGAAGCCAAGAACAUUACAUCCGCUCUUUGCAUGAUUCUCUACAGCUUUUUCUGUCGCUAUUAUGGCCUAUAGAGGAGCGGAAGUCGCUGGAUAUUAGAGCUGAGAACUUGAAGUUUUCCCUGCUACAACCCCAUAUCAGGCUCUGCUCCUCCAUGCAGCUACUGGUCUGGCAGCUAUUCGUUGGUGCUGCUGCCGCGGAACCUGCGAGUGAGGUUCGAUCUUGGUAUGUUAUCAGAUUACGAGAAGUUGUAAGCUCUAUGAGAAUCGGGGGACAGGAUGUUGCGAUGGAGACUCUUACGGCCGUUUUCGCACCUGAUGCUCGCCUGUUGGAGAAGUUCAAGACGGUCUGGGAUGAGGUCUCGUUUGGGCAACAACCAGUAUAAAUAGCUAUAAAUCCCCUCUAAAUAUUGCAUUAUCCUUCUUUUUUCACGAAUUGACAAGAGGAGAUUAAACGGGAAAUUAUUUCCGCAUGAAUUGGUCUGGCAACUCCACUGUCACUCGACGUCACGUGGAGCAGCCCCCAGAUGAGUCAAUAAC
Molecule: messenger RNA, 1591 nt
Organism: Fusarium redolens
Lineage: Eukaryota; Fungi; Ascomycota; Sordariomycetes; Hypocreales; Nectriaceae
Exons: 4
Coding region: 133-1437 (434 amino acids)
Source: RefSeq, a predicted model, not a curated record